AUGGCGUCGUCAAAUAUUGUACCCCGAAAAUGCUGGGAGAACCUCGACCCCCAGAGUGAAGACCUGUAUAAAUUCAUGAGAAAAGCGGAAGCUGUUACGGGGAAGUCGUUCACAGACUAUGAAUCAAUCUACAAAUGGUCGUGUACGUCUCGGUCAGACUUCUGGCGCUUUUGUCUUGAUUAUUUCCCUGUGGUGUACGAGGGAAAGUUGCCUGAUCCGGUGGUUGAUGAAAAGGCUACCAUUGACACAAAUCCGAAAUGGUUUCCAGGAGUCAAGCUCAAUUUCGCAGAGAACAUCUUGUACGUGGGCGAUCGACAGGGUCGUCCGACCACAAGCCCUGGCAAAGAAGACUGGAAGAUUGCUUCGACUGAGGUACGAGAAGGCUGCUAUGUGGAACCAAUCCGCCAGACGAGCUGGAGAGAGCUUCGUGAGCGAGUUGGUCGUCUGUCGCAAGCCAUGAGAGCCCGUGGGGUUGGCAAAGGGGACCGAGUCGCCAUUGUUGCAAGCUCUUGCCUCGACACCCUGACCGUCUUCCUCGCCGUCACGGCCCUGGGAGGAAUCUUUUCGAGUUCGAGCACGGAUCUUGGGCCCAAGGGCAUCCUUGAGCGGCUGAGGCAAAUCGAGCCAAAGUUCGUCUUCUUUGACGAUUACGCCGUGUACAACAAGAAAAAGAUUGACCUGCGGCCGAAAAUUCGAGAGGUCGUCGAGGGACUGAACGGCGUAAAGAACUUCCAAGGAAUUGUGGUUCAGCCACGCUUCCAAGGUUCUCUGGCAGACAUUGCGUCGAUCCCGAAUGCCGAGUCUUGGGAUCGUUUCAUCUCCAAGGCCAUGUCAUCUGAGUUGGUGUUCGAACGCGUCGAGUUCGGUGCCCCGAUGAUCAUUGUCUAUUCUUCCGGGACCACCGGUCAACCAAAGUGUAUCGUUCACUCAGUAGGCGGUCUUGUCCUCAGCGGGCACAAGGAAUCUACACUGCACCGCCGAGUAGACUCGACGUCGACUCAGCUGCAAUUCACAACGACCGGGUGGAUGAUGUACAUGAGUUCUAUUCAACUCCUCUUGAUGGGUUGUCGGGUUAUCAUGUACGACGGCAGUCCUUUCGUUCCAGACCACAAGACCUUUCUUCGGAUGGUUGGCGAACAAAAAGUGACCCAUUUAGGCAUCUCGCCUCGCUUCAUGCAAACCCUUCGAAUGAACAACAUCCGGCCCAAAGACGUCGCGGAUUUGUCUCACCUGAAAGUCGUGACGAGUACAGGUAUGGUGUUGUCUGACUCGCUCUUCGAAUGGUUCUACGACGAAGGCUUUCCACCAUCCGUCCAACUCUGCAACAUCUCCGGCGGCACCGACAUUGCGGCCGCAUUCGCAACAGGAAAUCCACUUCUUCCUGUUUACGUCGGUGGCUGCCAAUGUAUUGCCUUGGGGAUGGCUGUCUCUGUGUAUGACUCCAGCAUCGAGAGCGGGAAGGGCAAGCCCGUACCUAUGGGUGUGGCCGGGGAGCUGGUGUGCACCGAGGCCUUCCCCACGAUGCCCGUAUGUUUCUGGGGCGAAAAGACCAUGAAACGAUACCACGACAGCUAUUUCAGUAAGUACGAGAACAUAUGGACACACGGAGACUUUAUCAUGAUCCAUCCUGUGACCAAACAAGUGUUCAUGCUCGGUCGCGCCGACGGGGUGCUGAACCCGAGUGGAGUCCGCUUUGGCAGUGCAGAUAUUUACAGUGUCAUUGAGUCAGAAUUCAGCGACGUUGUCGCCGACAGUAUCUGCGUGGGUCAACGACGGCCGAAGGAUGAGGACGAAGCCGUCAUCCUGUUUUUGCUGAUGAAACCGGGCAAGAAACUCAACCCAAAACUGGCGCAGAGGAUCCGAGCCGCGAUCAGAAAAGAAUACACGCCACGACAUGUCCCGAAAUACAUUUUCGAAACCCCAGAAAUUCCGUCGACGGGCAACGCGAAGAAGGUCGAGCUCCCCGUCAAACAGAUCGUGUCGGGCAAAGUCAUCAAACCGUCCGAGACCUUGGCCAACCCGGAGAGCUUGAAGUACUACUACCAAUUUGCAAAAGACGAAAACUUGAUGGAAGGCUCCAGCGCCAAGCUAUAG
Molecule: messenger RNA, 2094 nt
Organism: Exophiala spinifera
Lineage: Eukaryota; Fungi; Ascomycota; Eurotiomycetes; Chaetothyriales; Herpotrichiellaceae
Product: acetoacetate-CoA ligase
Exons: 3
Coding region: 1-2094 (697 amino acids)
Biological process (GO): lipid metabolic process
Cellular component (GO): cytosol
Molecular function (GO): acetoacetate-CoA ligase activity
Source: RefSeq, a predicted model, not a curated record